AUGUGCAACGCAAUCGUAUGCCAGUCGCACAACGCUCGAAGCGCCUGUUCCCACGAAACAAACAUGGGGCCUAGCAAGGUCAACGGUGCUCAAGUUUCCUUGGCACCCCUGGGCAGCGCUCGCCCCUUGCCUCGCUUCGCCCAACCUCCAAAUUUCAUGGCCCAUAAGCUGUUCCACUUCCAAAAGAAGAAGUUGGGUCUGAAAGCAGUCAAGCCAUGGAAAUACUGCAGCCCUCUUGGGUUUUCGGGGCCCAUGCCGUCAGCAAUGCUGACACUGGCCAAAGCUGCAAAAUGCAGCCACAAGCUGCAACGCACACUGUUCUCUGGUCAUGCUACAAAGCUGCGCAGGAUUCUAAGCACAUGUGAGCAAGCGCUUCCAAUUGUUUUUGUUGACUUUGCGCGGAUCUCAGAAUGCGACAUUGCCGCGUGCUCCUGGCCCUUUGCGCUGCCAGGACAGUCCUGUGGUGUUUUUUUUUGCGGCUUUGCCAGGCUAGAGCUGUUUGGCCCUUUGCGCUGCCAGGACAGUCCUGUGGUGCUUUUUUUGCGGCUUUGCCAGGCUAGAGCUGUUUGUCACAAAGACUUGACCGAAUUCAAGGCAGUGUGGAAAAAGAAGAAUAACUGA
Molecule: messenger RNA, 621 nt
Organism: Effrenium voratum
Lineage: Eukaryota; Dinophyceae; Suessiales; Symbiodiniaceae
Source: the annotation of a GenBank genome assembly